Messenger RNA from Lycium barbarum (goji berry), 1306 nucleotides. Its product is annotated as Holliday junction resolvase MOC1, chloroplastic-like. The record is from RefSeq and is a predicted model, not a curated record. The coding region runs from base 75 to 887 and encodes 270 amino acids. Gene Ontology annotation, molecular function: crossover junction DNA endonuclease activity. NCBI's taxonomy places the organism in Eukaryota, Viridiplantae, Streptophyta, Magnoliopsida, Solanales, Solanaceae. The transcript has 6 exons.
UCCUUUCCCUCUUUAUUUCCCUCAAACCAUACAACACUUCUGUUCCAAAACUAAUAAACCAAUCUUGAAAAUCCAUGGAAUCAAUUGUCGCACAAACCCAACCAUUACAAUUCAUAACCCCAAUAAUGGCUUCAAAACUAAUCCCCACAAUUCGAUUUACUACAUUCAAACUCUUCUCAACUUCAUCAUCUUCAGCACCCGUUAUAAUAACUACUACCCCUGUCAUAGAACAAAACCCAACUACUACUACUCCAAGAAAUGGAGCUUCAAAGGGUAGGGGCAGUAAAGGAAUUUUGGAAGCUCAGUUGAAAAUGGACUGGUUAGAGUCUUUAUCUUGCCCAUUUCCAUACACAGAGCCUUUGAACACGGGUUGGGUUAUUGGAGUUGACCCGGAUACUUCUGGUGCCUUAGCACUCUUAAAACCAAAUCAACCUCCUCAGGUGUUUGAUUCUCCUCACUUGAAGGUACUUGUUGGCAAAGGACUGAGGAAACGCUUAGAUGCAAAAGCUAUUGUUCAGUUGCUUCAAAGUUUUGAAGCUCCUAUAGGAACAAUUGCGUACGUUGAACAAUCAACUCCGUAUCCACAAGACGGUAAGCAGGGAUGGUGGAGUGGAGGAUUCGGCUAUGGACUAUGGAUUGGGUUGUUAGUUGCGUCCGGAUUUUCCGUUAUUCCUGUGCCAUCAAGUGCAUGGAAGAGUGAGUUUCAACUUACAAGAGAACGCUCAAACAAGGAUUAUAGCAGGGAAGCAGCAUCUUCAUUGUUUCCCUCUUUGAGUACUCUAUUAAAAAGGAAGAAAGAUCAUGGUCGAGCUGAGGCUCUUCUCAUUGCUGCUUAUGGCAAAGGCAUCAAGAUAAAUUCUGAGCCUCUUUGCUCCGUGGAAAAUUAGAUGCCUUAGGAACUGGAGAAAAGCUCCGAUGCUUAAUCGUUGCUGGAUAAAUCCAUUUGGAAGAAUUAUGCAGUAAAAGAGAAACAAUUAGUCGACAAGGUUUUUCAAUCAAUUCACAUAUUUCCAACUGACUCCAUGAGAUCUCAACGUAAGCAUUGGCCAAAUCGAGCUCAUCCUUUCUGUGUUAAACUUAAUUGUCAGUUCUGUUGUAAAGGAAUAUCUUCAUCUAGAUUGUAGGAUAAGUAGUGUAGAUUCCUCAUUAAUCACAGCUAGAGAAGGGGAAUUGCAGACCUUAAUUCCUUGGUCUAUAUUGUUUUAUCAUUGUACUGAAUGCACGUUUAGCAUGAAACACUGUUAUGUAUUUAUUUUGAUUCACAUAUACAAUGACAUCCAACAAUAGGUUCGCGGUUUUGGCAAAA